CCUCCAGACUUCAUAAAACACGUUCGACCAUAUCUCAAGCGCUAACCGAUAGGUAACGAUUCAGAGAGAGAGAGAGAGAGGGUUAAAUCAAACGUAGAUUUCAAGCAAUGGCAUCGAUGACAAUGACAGCAACGUUCCUCCCAGCCGUCGCUAAGCUUCCGUCCCCCACCGCAGGAAGAAGGAUGUCCAUGGUCAGAGCCUCAACGAGCGAGAACACACCCAGCUUAGAAGUCAAGGCCAAGGAGGAACAGAAGAGCACCACAAUGAGGAGAGAUCUCAUGUUCACUGCUGCAGCUGCCGCCGUUUGUUCCUUGGCUAAGGUAGCCAUGGCGGAUGAAGAGGAGCCCAAGCGAGGGACAGAGGCGGCUAAGAAGAAAUACGCUCAAGUCUGUGUCACAAUGCCUACGGCAAAGAUCUGCCGCUACUGAUUCAACCAUCCCACCUUUCAUGUCCCUCUCUCUAUCUCUUUCUAUUGUUCGGUAACUUUUCUCAAAUUUGGUAUGUAAUCAUAUAUUUGAAUCAAAAUCUUAUAAUCUUCGACUA
Molecule: messenger RNA, 543 nt
Organism: Raphanus sativus (radish)
Lineage: Eukaryota; Viridiplantae; Streptophyta; Magnoliopsida; Brassicales; Brassicaceae
Product: photosystem II 5 kDa protein, chloroplastic
Exons: 1
Coding region: 108-428 (106 amino acids)
Source: RefSeq, a predicted model, not a curated record